Molecule: messenger RNA, 3413 nt
Organism: Petromyzon marinus (sea lamprey)
Lineage: Eukaryota; Metazoa; Chordata; Hyperoartia; Petromyzontiformes; Petromyzontidae
Gene: PHGDH
Product: phosphoglycerate dehydrogenase
Biological process (GO): L-serine biosynthetic process
Molecular function (GO): phosphoglycerate dehydrogenase activity; NAD binding
Source: RefSeq, a predicted model, not a curated record
CCCCUCCCAUAUCCGUUGCUCAAAAGCCGGCUCCGCAAGACGCGGGGUCCCAUCUUGCUCCGCUUCGUGCUCCGCUCUGCCAUCUGCAACAACGCUCUCUCCAUCCACCUCUCUCGCAAACCAUCCCUUUGUCCGUCCAUCUACCGAUCUCUUUCUUCGUCUCUCGCUCACCUCAUCUCGCUGUGGACAUUGCCGCGUCCGACUGACUUGCAACCAGCGUGUCCGUGUCACCAUUCCGCGAGUCCCACGUGUUUGAGAUUUCACAUCACGUACCCUACGCAGUUGUGUUUGUGUGUUGUGUGACGCACAUUCGUCUUCAUAAUUAACCGACGCCUGCUCGCAGAUCUCAGCCCAUGGCUCUCGCCGUGCGCUCGGUGCUCAUCAGCGAGCCAGUGGACCCGUGCUGUGCGCGCAUCCUGCGAGAUGGUGGCCUCGAGGUGGACGAGCGACUCGGCAUGAGCCCCGCCGAGCUCGUUGAGUGCAUCAAGGACUACGAUGCGCUGAUCGUUCGCUCGGCGACCAAGGUGACGGCGGAGGUGCUGCACGCUGGCGAGCGCCUGCUGCUCGUGGGGCGCGCUGGCACGGGGGUCGACAACGUCGAUGUGGAGGCGGCCACGCGGCGUGGGGUCAUCGUCAUGAACACCCCUGGGGGGAACACAAUGAGUGCGGCAGAGCUCACGUGCGGGAUGCUGCUGUGCCUGGCACGGUUCAUCCCCCAAGCGAUGGCCUCUAUGCACGAGGGCAAGUGGGAGCGCAAGAAGUUCAUGGGCACAGAGCUGCUGGGGAAGACGCUCGGCAUUGUGGGUCUGGGCCGCAUCGGCCGGGAGGUGGCGCUGCGCAUGCAGGCGUUCGGCAUGACGACCAUCGGCUACGACCCCAUCAUCCCGGCGGAGGUGUCGGCGGCAUUCGGAGUGGAGCAGCUCUCACUCGAGCAACUGUGGCCCAAGUGCGACUUCAUCACCGUGCACACCCCACUCAUGCCCUCCACCACCGGCCUCCUGAAUGACGCGUCGUUUGCUCGCUGCAAGCGCGGUGUGCGCGUGGUGAACUGCGCGCGUGGGGGGAUCAUAGACGAGGACGCGCUGCAGCGCGCGCUCGAGUCUGGGCAGUGCGGGGGCGCUGGGCUCGACGUCUUCAUUCAGGAGCCCCCGACGAACAUAGCGCUGAUUCGCCACCCGCGCGUGGUGUGCGGGCCCCACCUGGGCGCGAGCACGCACGAGGCACAGAGCCGCUGCGGGGAAGAGCUGGCGCAGCAGGUGGUGGAGCUGGUACAGGGCAAGGCGCUGGUGGGCGCGGUGAACGCUGGGUGUCUGGGCUCGGCCCUGGCCCCCGAGACGCGGCCGUGGGUGAAGGUGGCGGAGUCUCUGGGUGCGGUGGCGCGGGCGGUGCUGGCGCAGGGCGUGCGCGGGGCGAGCGUGCGCGUGGCGACACAUGGCGACGGCGGGCCGGCCGUGGCGGUGCUGGCUCCGGCCGUGCUGACGGCUCUGCUGCGCGUCGACGGAGAGAAUCACCUGAACCUCGUCAACGCAGCCAUCUUCGCCAAAGAGGCCGGGGUCACGGUGUCGACGGCGCACGAGGCGUCUCCCCCGCAGGGGCUGGAGCCCUCCUCCACGCCCUGCCUCUCCGUGGAGCUGCAGGGCGGCCCCGCCAUUGUGCUGGUGGGCACCGCGCGGGGCGAGCAGCCGCUCCUGCUGGCCGUCAAUGGGGCCUCCUUCCUCCCGGCUGGCGCCCCGCUCGCUGGCACUGCCCUGCUCUAUCGCACCGCGCCCGGAGCGCACGCCUUGCCGGCGGUGGCGGGAGUGCUGGCGGCCCAGGGUGUGGAGGUGCGCUCUUUCUGCGUGUCCGCCGUGGGGGGGGAUGGGGCCCAGUGGGGGCUCCUGGGCCUGUCAAGCCCCAUGGCCACUCUCGACGGACUCGCAGCACACGUCAAGAAGGCCAUGCAGAUCCAGUUCUGAGCGCGGCGUGGCUGCAUCGUCACCAUAAUCGCUGUCAUCAUCGCUCUCAUCAUGAUCAUCAUUGUCUUGCUGUCGCUGCUCCCAUUACAACAUCCUAACAACCAUCAUAUUAUAAACUUUACACUUGUUAUGAUGCGAUCGUAAUCGCACCAUCGCCAUCAUACUUGUCAACAUCACACUUGCCAUCGUCAUCGCCGCCAUCACAUUACCAUCGCACUAUCAUUAUCUUCACACCACUGCAAUCGCAUCAUCAAGGUCACACCGCAAUCUUCACAUCAUUAUCACAUGAUCAUUCACACUACCAGCAUAUGAUAAUGUUGAUCACAUCACCACCAACUUGCCUCCACCACAAUCACAACUACCACUGUAAUAACACCAGCACCUUCACACCCACACAUCGUACAUAGCCAACCGUGCAAAUCGGAGAUGCGGAUGAAGGAAAACAAACUAAUCUCGACAAGCAUCAUCACCACACACUGCGCUAGAACCCCCCCCCCCCGUGUCCCACACCAGCACGGCAGGUAGAGGAGACGUGAACGGCAGACCACUCGUGGCUGCUUUAGUGUGUGUUUGUGUUGUUGCUUGUCGCGUCCUCCAGUCCUCGCACAGCGCUUUGUCUCUAUCGCGCAGGGGUAUGAUUCGCGUGUUGGCGGAAAAUUGUUUCUGCUGGUUUUUGACAAAGAAUGGGUCAGUUUGGUGGUAAAAAUAGCAUGGGGUUCGACCUUGUUUCUAUCAACUUAUACUGCUCAACCAGUGCAUGAAGUCGGCCCUGGAUGUGUGUGAUGUGCAGCAACUUCUUUGGCAGUGGAACAGAGAAGAUGGGGAAAUGCAGAAAGGUGUGCCGUGGCGUACGGAGCAAAUGCAAAGGGGAAGGAGAAUGGAGCGGAAGAACAGGGGUUUGAGAAUCCUCAACGUGAUGAUGUUCUCAAUUUAUUGGAAAUUUCCAAACAUGGCUAGUUGCACGUGGUCCAGUUGAAACAAAGUUGUUACCAGCUUCGUUUAUGCUUCGAAAACAAAGCACUUAGUAUAGACAUUGAAUGUUAGAAGUUAUUCCUAGUGCCAUUGUGACCGUCGGGUUUUGCGGGAGACAGUGCUGUUUGUUUAGUUAUUUUUGCCGUUUUUUGCGAUGGUUGCACUAAAUGCUGGCUCUUUGGCUACAUUGACCAUUGGGCCUUCAGCCAUGUCAAUUGGACGUGCUUAGUCUGAACAGUGUGGAGCAGACAGCACUGCCUCUACCUAGGCUCUUCUCGGCAAAGGAGAGACCGCUCGGCUUGAAUGUUGACCGUCGCUCAGUCACUCUCGGCUUGUAUCCAAGCCACCGACUGUUGUCUGUCUUGUGUCGUUUUAAAUGUGUUAAUAUGUACUUAUUCAUAGCCUGCUUCGAGUUGUGUUGCAUCUGAAAGAUGAAAUAGCAUUUUUUUAGAUCAUAUAUGUUUAGAAUAAAAAGCUCAAAUAGUU